Rangifer tarandus platyrhynchus (Svalbard reindeer) is the source of this 2526-nucleotide messenger RNA. The record is from the annotation of a GenBank genome assembly. NCBI's taxonomy places the organism in Eukaryota, Metazoa, Chordata, Mammalia, Artiodactyla, Cervidae.
AUGUCACUCUGGGGGGUGCGCCUGGUCGGCCUGCAGCUUUACCUCUCCUGCUGUUGGGCUUUCAGCUGCCACAACACCCCGUCCUCCCCCGACUUCAGCCUCCCUGGGGAUUACCUGCUUGCAGGCAUGUUCCCUCUCCACAGUGCCCCUCUAGAGGCGAGAGGAAGACCCACGGUGACCUUCUGUGACAGGUCCAGCAGCUUCAACGGCCAUGGCUACCACCUCUUCCAGGCCAUGCGGUUCAGCAUCGAGGAGAUAAACAACUCCACCGCCCUGCUACCCAAUGUCACCCUGGGGUAUGAGCUGUACGAUGUGUGCUCAGAGUCAGCCAACAUGUAUGCCACGCUAAGCAUACUGAGCAUGCUGGGGAGGCGCUAUGUGGAGAUCCAGGGAGACCCUGCCCACUUUUCCCCUGCGAUGGUGGCGGUGAUCGGGCCUGACAUCACCAGCCACGCUCUCACCACUGCAGCCCUGCUGAGCCCCUUCCUGGUGCCCCUGGUCAGCUAUGGAGCCAGCAGCAUGGUGCUCAAUGCGAGGAGGCUCUACCCCUCUUUUCUGCGCACCAUCUCCAGUGAUAAGCACCAGGUGGACAUCUUGGUGCUGCUGCUGCAGAGGUUCGGGUGGGUCUGGAUCUCCAUCGUGGGUGGUGAAGGUGACUACGGGGAGGUAGGGAUACAGGAACUGGAGUACCAGGUCACCCGGCAGGGCAUCUGUGUUGCCUUCAGGGACAUUGUGCCUUUCUCCGCCCGACCGGGCGACGAGCGGAUGCAGAGCAUGAUACGCUGCCUGGUCCAAGCCAGGACCACCGUCGUAGUGGUUUAUUCCGGCAGACAGGUGGCCAGGGUGUUCUUUGAGUCUGUGGUGCUGGCCAAAUUGACUGCCAAGGUGUGGAUCGCCACAGAAGACUGGGCCAUCUCUAGUCACAUCAACAGCCUGCCCGGGAUCCAGGGCAUCGGCACAGUGCUGGGUGUGGCCAUCCCGCACAGGCAUGUCCCUGGCCUGAAGGAGUUUGAAGAGGCCUAUGUCCGGGCCAACAAAGGAGUUCUCAGGCCUUGCCCCCAGGGCUCCUGGUGCAGCAGCAACCAGCUGUGUACAGAAUGCUGGGCUUUCACGGCACAGGCGAUGCCCACGCUAGCAGAGUUCUCCAUGAGCUCUGCCUACAACGCGUACCAGGCUGUCUACACCGUGGCCCAUGGCCUCCACCAGCUCCUGGGCUGCACCUCUGGAGCCUGUUCAAGGGGCCGGGUCUACCCCUGGCAGCUUCUGGAGCAGAUCCGCAAGGUGAAUUUCCUUUUACACAAAAACACUGUGACAUUUAAUGACGAUGGCAAUACCCUCAGCAACUAUGACAUAAUCGCCUGGGACUGGAGUGGCCCCAAAUGGACCUUCAGGGUCAUCGGCUCCUCCUCUCCAUUUUCAGUGUCGCUGGACAUAAAUACGACCAAAAUCCGGUGGCAUGGAAACGCCAGCCAGGUGCCUACGUCUGUGUGUUCCAGGGACUGUCCUGAAGGCCACCAGAGAGUGAUCAUAGGUUUCCACCAUUGCUGCUUUGAGUGUGUGCCUUGUGAGGCCGGGACCUUCCUCAAUAAGAGUGACCCCUAUAGAUGCCGGCCUUGUGGGAAAGAAGAGUGGGCACCUGAGAGAAGCCAGACCUGCUUCCCACGCACCGUGGUGUUUUUGACGUGGCACGAGCCAGUCUCUUUGGUGCUGCUGGCAGCUAAUACCAUGCUGCUGGUGGUGGUGGCUGGGACUGCUGGCCUGUUUGCCUGGCACCUAGACACCCCUGUGGUGAGGUCAGCUGGGGGCCGACUGUGCUUCCUCAUGCUGGGCUCCCUGGCAGGGGGGACUUGGGGCCUCUAUGGCUUCUUUGGGGAGCCCACACUGCCCACGUGCUUACUGCGCCAAGGCCUCUUUUCCCUCGGUUUUGCCAUCUUCCUGUCCUGCCUGACGGUCCGCUCCUUCCAACUUGUGUUCAUCUUCAAGUUUUCUGCCAGGUUACCCACCUUCUUCCGUGCAUGGGUCCAAAACCAUGGUGCUGGCCUGUUUGUGAUGAUCAGCUCAACAACCCAGCUGCUUAUCUGCCUAAUUUGGCUUGCAGUGUGGACCCCACUGCCGACCAGGGAAUACAAACACUUCCCUCAACUGGUGGUGCUUGGCUGCACAGAGGCUAACUCACUGGGCUUCAUGCUGGCUUUUACCUACAAUGGCCUCCUCUCUGUCAGCGCCUUUGCCUGCAGCUACCUGGGCAAGGACCUGCCAGAGAACUACAAUGAGACCAAAUAUGUCACCUUCAGCUUGCUCCUCAACUUCGUGUCCUGGAUCGCCUUCUUCACCAUGGCCACUAUCUAUCAGGGCAAGUAUCUGCCCGCGGUCAACGCGCUGGCCAUGCUGAGCAGCUUGAGUGGCUGCUUCAGCGGUUAUUUCCUCCCCAAGUGCUACGUGAUUCUGUGCCGCCCGGACCUCAACAGCACAGAGCACUUCCAGGCCUCCAUCCAGGACUACACCAGGCGCUGUGGUUCCACCUGA